GCCGGAACCUGGCUGGGCAGCGCUACUUGCUGCCCUGCCAGGCCGGGUGAGGGCGGAGCCAGGCCUCCAGCCGCGAGGACUGGAGUCGCGGGAGGUGGAGCCCCGGUCCGGAAGCCGGGGAGCCGCGGCCAUGACGGUGCUGGUCCGCGGCUUCUCGCUGCUCCGCGGCCGCCUUGGCCGAGCGCCGGCGUUGGGCAGAAGCACAGCACCCUCCGUAAGGGCACCGGGAGAGCCCGGGAGCGCGUUCCGGGGCUUUCGGAGCAGCGGUGUGAGGACCAGCAGAGAGAAGAGAUUCCAUCUUCCAGAGUACCCUGAUGGGAGGAUGAAAACAGCAGAAAGGAGCAGCACCAGAUGAUCUUUUCAUGGCCACGUACUCUUUCAAGGAAUCCCAUGGAACUCAGUAAAAUUACACUUUGGCUUAGAGAUAAUUAAGUUGUGGAAGGAGGUUUAAGAGAGGAGCUUAGGUGAAAUUUGAGCUGUAAAUGAGUAUGCUAAAUUAAAGAAAUGAUUAGUAAUAAAUGAGAUUUGCUAUUAAGAAAUUCACUUUGGAUCUGAGACAACAUUUUACAUACAAUGUAGAAAACUUUAUGGUCAGAACAGAACACAGUCUGAACCUAAAUUAACAGUAGUGUUAAAGAAUUCAGGGCGGGAUAUUAUCCAAGAAGGCCUAGCCAGCUGCUCCACUUAAUGUUACAUCAUAAGUGGUUUCUGUGUUGCUAUUGUUUUUAUUAGCAUUUCAAUGACUGUGUCAUAUUACAUUAAAUCAAUUGGCUCUAACUUACCUAACCAUCUUGCUGCUUUUUAAUGUCUAGUUCUUGGAAAAUAUGUAAUAAUUUACUCUCAGAUUGAGGUCAUGUCCUUGUCAAUGUCAUACCAACAGGGUUUGUUCACUGCAUCAUCUGAACUCUAUGUAGGUUUCUGUAAUUAGGCUCAUUAGAGUGUUCCUAGAUCCAAAGACUAUCUAAAGAUACAAAGAUUCAUAAUUCUAAAGUGAGGGUGUGUGUAUAGUUUACAACAGAUGUUCUCUCCCCACUUUUUUUUUUUUUUUUUUUUUUUGGCUGUUUGUGAUUAACUGGAACUGCAAUGAAUGCCAUCAUGCUUUUAAGGAAUUCAGUUGUAUUGUUGAAAAAUACAAUUUUCUUAAUAUCUAAGGAGCUCUUAGUCAGUGGUAAGCACUUUGCUGAGAUUUUGCAUAUACAGUAUGUCCUUCGAUCCUCACAACAACUAAAGGAAGUAGAUAGACACUAUUACUAUUCCCAGUUAACAGAUUGAGAAAUUGAGGCUUAAAGAAAUUAAACUUGUCAAGUUGACACAGUAAAUACAUGGUGAAGACAAGGCUUGAACCCACAUCAUCUUUCUGGUGUUCUUCUCUACAAGCAGUUUAUAAUUAUUGACUUAUCUCACUUUUUCUUCUUUUUGAAACAUUUAUUAAUAUUAAAUCUCAUACAACUUUUGUGAAUCUAGAAAGCUAAUUUUGCAUGUAAAUUUUAAAAUUAUUUUGUUAGAUUCCCUCAGUUUGAGAUGUUCUUAACCUAGGACCUUAUGGAUAGAAUUCAGGGGAUCCAUAAACUUGGAUUGGGGGUUACUAACUUCUGAUAAAUUGAGCACUUUUUUUCCAUUGUCAGUGUUGGCAACAAAUACAUAAUAUCAUCAGUAUAUGUGACUUGCUAAUAUAAUUUACAAAUAUUUCAGUAUCACAAAGUUGAGGCAGAUACCACAAAACAUCAUCUGCAGAUCACUAUUUUGUUAUGGUAGUUAGACCUACCACUAGAUCCUGUUAUUUAAUACUUUUAAAAAAAAGCAUUUGAUAAUAUUUCAGUAAAACUGGUUUUCCUUGUAAUCUGUAUUUUAUAUUGAAUGUUUAAAAGGAUUGUUCUGAGAAAGAGUCCACAGGUUUCAACAGAUAGGCCAAGAGCUUUUGUGGCACAAAGCUUAGCAUCUAAGGUUCUUUCUGACAAAGUUAGUUUGAAAACAAUGGAUAUUGUUUAGUACACAGUCAGAAAGUUAACUAGUUAAAAAACUGAAUAUCAAGAAGAGUCAUAUAUAAUGAAAAGGUAUUUUACUUUUUAUUGAUUUGCAGAUGUAAUUUCUAGUAAAAUUACUUCAAGAUGUGAAUAGGGUACUUGGGGUAUGAAACAAAUUUUUUUAAAGAGGUCAUAAACUUAACACUUGCAGGUAUUCAUUUAUUUUAAUAACACACUUCAAAAGACUCCCUAUACUGGUGAUUGGUUUUAUUCCCUAUGGAAUUUUGCCCUGUUUUUGGGGGGUUUCAUUUCUAUUGUACAAACUCAAGACAUCAAAGAUAUGCCCUAAGAUAUAAAGCAAUUAAACUGUAUGUUAGGGCCUGGGUAGAGCUUGGAAUUGUUAAUCAUUCUAUUAGGAUUUUUCGUCUUUUUUUGUUUGUUUGUUUUGUUUUUUGUUUGAGGCAGAGUCUUGCUCUGUCACCCAGGCUGGAGUGCAAUAGCACGAUCUCGGCUCACUGCAAACUCUGCCUCCUGGGUUCAUGCCCUUCUCCUGCCUCAGUCUCCCAAGUAGCUGGGACUACAGGCGCCCGCCACCACGCCCGGCUAAUUUUUUGUAUUUUUAGUAGAGACGGGGUUUCACCGUGUUAGCCAGGAUGUGUCUUGAUCUCCUGACUUCGUGAUCUGCCCGCCUCAGCCUCCCAAAGUGCUGGGAUUACAGGCGUGAGCCACCGUGCCUGGCCAGGUUUUUUCAACAUUAUAGAGAUAAAAUGGUUCAUUGCAGCUCUAGUUGAAGUCGUGAAUAAAGAUGAGAUUGAAACUAAGAUAUGGAUUUGCCAAGUAUACGAAUUAAAUAAACUAUUGAUCUUGACUAGGUUUUAUUUGUUGGUAAGCUACUUUUUUGUGGAAGAAUAUUUUGAUACACAGAAAUAAUCCUCCCCCUUUGUUAUUUUGCUCUAGUUUAUUAAAUACAUCAUUUGAUUCUAAUAAGCGUAGAUAAGAUGGUUAGUUUAUUUUCUGGAAGUGCAAGUAAACAAGCCCAUGGAAACAGCACUAAGUGCUGAAGACUUUCUGCUCUCAUAAUGUUUCUGGUUAUCGAAAUAUGUCUCCAUCUGUAAUUUAGCAGAAACUAAGAGAAAGAGCCACUUUUGCAAACCAGCCCAUGAACUUUUAGCCAAAUCCUCUUAUGUAAUGUAAGGUCAACAAGAGAGUAUUCCCAUUAUAUAGAUGAAGAAAUUGCAUGCCGUUGAGAGAAGCUAAGUGACUUGCCUAACUUUAUUAUUGCUACUAAUGGUAACCCAGAGCUCUGAUGCUCAGGACUUCUAAUUUCAGGUGAGUAGUUUGUACUACAUAGUGCUGCCCUGCUACUCACUAGCCACCACCUCCCUUCUUUAAUUUUUGCCUCCUGAUGAAGCCACAUUUCGUGGCUAGCCCAGCAGUAGGCUGGGCUUUUGGAAGGGAGGGCACCUUUUCUUGCCUUUGGGGGAAGGUCAUUUCUGCCUUGGUGGGAAACCACCUGAGCAAGUAAUGACAGGGCGCAUCAUGUAAACAAUAUCUAAGGGGUCAAAUGGAUUUUAUUUUUGAUAUGCAUUAAUGGCAAGGUCACUAUGUAAUUUUUUUGGCCAAACUAGCACAUUUUUUAGAGUAAAAAGGGGUGCGAAUGUAAUGAAAAUUAUGUAUUUGGAAUAUUUAUUGGCUUACAAAUAUAUUAGUGAACUUAUAGAAUAGUUUCAGACCAUUUUCAAAAUUAAAAUUUUAAAAGAUAAUUUAUAUCCUUAUAUGUUAAAAUAAAAAUUUAUAUUACAUGAACAUUCAGCAUGAACAAUUAUUCCUGGUGCAUAUUCGCACGCUUGAAUCAGUUUCUUAGCUGUAUCUUUUAAUACCUUGAUACUGAUAAUUUUCUGAAAAAAGUUAAUAAGAUCUUAUGCUUUAUUUAUUUAUUUAUUUUUGAGACAGAGUCUUUCUCUGUCACCCAGGCUGAGUGCAAUGGUGUGAUCUUGGCUCACUGCAACCUCCGCCUCCUGGGUUCAAGUGAUUGUCCUGCCUCAACCUCCUGAGUAGCUGGGACUACAGGCGCAUGCCACCAUGCCCAGCUAAUUUUUCUAUUUUUAGUAGAGACGGGGUUUCACCAUAUUGGUCAGGCUGGUCUUGAACUCCUGACCUCGUGAUCCACCCGCCUCGGCCCCUCAAAGUGCUGGAAUUACAGGCGUGAGCCACUAGGCCCGGCCCUUAUGCUUAAUUUUAAAAUUAAAUUUUCUACAAUUUUCUUAACAGUUGCAAAUAGAAUCUUUGCUUUAGACAAUGGUUAUUUUAGUUUUAAAGGUACUGUCUCUAUAGAUGCUGAAACACCACAUAAACUGCUAAAUGGAACAGUCUUAAUUCUACAUUUUGCACAUUGAAAUGGGAAGAUAUUUUAGCCUAAGUAUUUUCACAGGUGCUAUCUUGGUGUAUCUUUUCAAAGUACUUUUCUUUGACAAAUAUUUAGAUAAAAGAAAUAAGUUGUUUUUGUGUAUGAUUUUAAAAAUAGUUUACCAUAUUUAGAUGGGGAAAAUUAAAGUUUUUCUCAAUUGUAUUCCAAUGUUUUACAAAAUGGUAAUUUAUUCCAGGAAAUUUUAUUCAACAAAAAAUAUGAGUUCCAUCAGAAGAUUCUUCUCAGACAUUGAACUAUUUAAAAUUGCUAUUAUAGAUGUAUUUAUUUACUAAUUCUGCUGUAUACAAAGUUCCACAAACUAGGUAGCUUGAAACAGCAGAAAUCUGUUUUCACACUGGAAACAGUGGAAGGAGGCUGGAAGUCUGAAAUCAAAGUAUCUGUAGGCCCACACUCUGUCCACUAGCUUCUGGGUAUUGCCAGCAGUCCUUGGUGUUCCCAAGGAGUUUGCAGCUGCAUAACUCCAGUCUUUGCCUCUGUUGUUAAAUGGUUGUCUUCCCUCUCUGUCUUCACUUCCCUUUUUAUGUGUCUCUGUGUCUUCUCUUGUAAGGACAGAAAUUAAAAUUACUUGUGCAUUGUU
Molecule: messenger RNA, 4969 nt
Organism: Gorilla gorilla gorilla (western lowland gorilla)
Lineage: Eukaryota; Metazoa; Chordata; Mammalia; Primates; Hominidae
Gene: MTHFD2L
Product: methylenetetrahydrofolate dehydrogenase (NADP+ dependent) 2 like
Exons: 3
Coding region: 131-355 (74 amino acids)
Biological process (GO): tetrahydrofolate interconversion
Cellular component (GO): mitochondrion
Molecular function (GO): methylenetetrahydrofolate dehydrogenase (NADP+) activity; methylenetetrahydrofolate dehydrogenase (NAD+) activity; methenyltetrahydrofolate cyclohydrolase activity
Source: RefSeq, a predicted model, not a curated record